Molecule: messenger RNA, 801 nt
Organism: Yarrowia lipolytica CLIB122
Lineage: Eukaryota; Fungi; Ascomycota; Dipodascomycetes; Dipodascales
Biological process (GO): tRNA transcription by RNA polymerase III
Cellular component (GO): RNA polymerase III complex; nucleus
Source: RefSeq, a predicted model, not a curated record
AUGAGCGACCUGUUUGUGCCGGAUGAAGACGUGGAGGUCAAGACCGAAGACGCGAUGGACGUGGAUGUUGCUCCGGUAACCGAGCAUGACGACCAAGACGAUCCUAUUGUCAAGGAGUUCCCGGUGUUCUUCUCGACCAGACUGGCAGGCAACAUCCACCUGUACCAGUACCCUGCUCGGUCGGUGGACUCGCCAUACACCUCGUCGCACGCCACAGGUAUCACCGAGUCGCGAAUUAAGAAGGAAAGUGGCGUGGUGGAGGUGGACGUGCCUGUGCCCACAGAUCGAUGCUACGACCAGGCCAAGGGCACACAAUGGAAGAACAUCGACAACCAGACGCUCAAGGGCCACCUAGUGGAGUCCAACCCGCAGGAAAACAUGGUGGGUGUGUUCAAGAACAAUGAGCUUCACCUCAACCCCAUUGUUUCCACUGCUCUGUUGCGUCCUUCGUUUGAUCAUGUGAACCAGGAGAACAUCAAGGACCCUGCUGCUGCUGCCGCGGCCAAACGGACAGCCCAGAACGCCAAUGAGCCCAAGGCCAUUCAGAUGACAGUCAAGUCGUCGUCCGAACAGACGCCGCGGUUUUCCGGGGCUCUGCUGGCAGUCAAGAAGGCUGAGGACGAGGAAUUUGUCACAUUGCAGUGGCGAGAUCGUGACCAGGAGGAUACUUGGGAUGUUGGUGAGCUGCUGACGGCGGAAAAGAAGGACAAACUGGAGUGCUCCACGACCAGAGACGAGUACCUGGAGGCCAUUAGUGUGCCCUAUGUUGAUCCGGUGACUAUGGCUGCGAGAUGUUUAUAG